CGAAUCUUUGGAUCUGACCGGAUUGUGCUAUAAACUCCAACCAUAGCCAAACGCCAGUCGCCAGGCAGCUCUCUCUCUCUCUCACUUGUCCAUUCCAAACGCCGCAACAACCCAAAACCAGUUCGGUCACGUCGCCGCUCUGGCGCCAUCAAUCCAUGUGACCACUGACCGUCGACUAUCUCGUCUUCCGUUCCACUGACGUAAAUCUUAUUUUAUUCAUUGAUUUCUUUAUUAUUUUUCCUUAUUCUUAUUUUCUUUUCCAUAACGAGAGAGAAAGGAGGGUCCAAGGCUUGAACCCCGAUAAAAAAAAGACACCUUUCUUUUGUUUUCGAUAAAUAAUCGAAGUCAUUCUUUUAGGGUUUGAUCGAUCGGAACGCCCCCGGCUUGCCGUUUGCGUUGUGGCAUCCUCCAAGUGGUUGACUGUCAUAGUGGUGAUGACUUGAAUUCCUUGCUUCCUUUGAGGAAUGGAUUCAGAAGACAAAGUGCUUGCCAAAGUGUUUGGCAUACAAAGCCUUUCUUCUAGUGCUCAAAGUACCCCAGAGAAAAAGGGACACUCAAGUGAUGUCCCAGGAGGUCAGGAACUACUUCAUGAAUAUCUCAAGUCGGGGGUAAAGAAGGAAUUGCUUCAAACAUGCUUUCAUAAAGAGAAGAAACACUCUGCAUCAUCAAAAUGUAAAAUUAAUGAACACCUUAUCAAGACAAAUAAUAAAGGAUUUAAGAAUCAGGAACCACGAAAAACUUCUAGUCAGUUAACGUUGACCAACAAUCAUGCCCUUCCCUCUAGGAAGCAACCAAGGAAGGGUGAAAAUCCUGUUCGACUCCCACCGGCUACAGAGCUUUCAUCAGACGUUACAUGUUCAAGCACUUGGAUCUGUAAAAACUCUGCAUGUAGAGCUGUCUUAUCCAUAGAUGAUACGUUUUGUAAGAGGUGCUCUUGCUGUAUUUGUCACCUGUUUGAUGACAACAAGGACCCUAGUCUUUGGUUGGUCUGUGCAUCUGAAUCUGGUAAAGGUGAUUCAUGUGGAUUAUCUUGCCACAUUGAGUGUGCUCUCCAAUGCCAAAAGGUAGGUGUUGUAAACCUUGGGCAGCUGAUGCAAUUGGAUGGGAGCUACUGUUGUGCUUCUUGUGGCAAAGUCACAGGGAUACUAGGAUCUUGGAAGAAGCAGUUGAUAAUAGCAAAAGAUGCCCGGCGUGUAGAUGUUCUCUGCUACAGGAUAUCCUUGAGUCACCGUCUCCUAGAUGGAACUUGCAGGUUUAAAGAACUACACGAAAUUGUAGGAGAUGCUAAGGUCAAGCUUGAAAAGGAGGUUGGGCCAGUGUGCGGAGUUUCAGCCAAGAUGGCACGGGGCAUUGUUAGCAGGCUUUCAGUUGCUGGUGAUGUGCAGAAGCUUUGCUCACUUGCAAUUGAAAAGGCAGAUGCAUGGCUAAGCACCAUAUCUAAUGCUAAACCACGUGAUAGAGAGGAUUCGCUUCCUGCUGCUUGCAGGUUUCAGUUUGAAGAAGUUACAUCUUCAUCUGUUGUUAUUGUUUUGAAAGAACUGUCCUCCAUAUCAGAUGCUAUUAAGGGCUACAAGCUCUGGUACUGCAAGAGUAGAGAGGAGUCACAUCCCAAAGAGCCUAUUUGUGUCUUUCCAAGAGCUCAGAGAAGAAUUCUGAUAUCAAACCUGCAGCCCUGCACAGAAUAUGCCUUUCGAAUAGUAUCAUAUACAGAGACUGGUGAUUGGGGUCAUUCAGAGGCAAAGAUUUUUACCAAAAGUGUGGAGAUAAUCCACAAGAGUACUGAUUCAACAGCAGCCAUGGAUUGUAAGAAUGAGAAUUUGCAUGUGGAAGGAAGCUCAUCUAGUGCCAAGAGGGAGCCAAAGAUGACAAUGGCAACUGGAUCUUCUGGUUUCAAAGUUCGAGACCUUGGAAAGAUCUUACGGCUUGCUUGGGCACAAGAAGAUGGUUACCUUGAUGAUGGGUUUUGCAGCGCAGAUAUGGAAGGAUGCUGUGGUGGAAACACUACAGUGAAACCUGAAAUUAUUGAAGAAGAUCAACCCCCAUUUGCUCCACGAGCGCUUGAUUUGAAUGUUGUCUCAGUGCCCGAUCUAAAUGCAGAUCUAACUCCACCAUUGGAGUUCUCCAGGGAGGAAGAUAUUGGUUGCACUUCUGAGCGGAUUGUCGAGGUUGAUGACGAUGUCAUUUCUCGAGGGGAAGAGAAGAAUAGACAAGCUGGAUCAAACGGAAGUGGUGAUUCUGAGACAUGGGCAGUUAGGCCCAUUAGAGAAGUGCAUGCUGUUGAGUCCCGAACGGAGUUGUCUAGGAAACAGAAACCUAGUGCAAAUGAAGAGACAAACGACUGUGAUAGCACUCUAAUUAAUGUUUCACCAUUGCAAUUCUCUAGUAGGUCUAAUCACUUCGAUGGGAGCUAUGAGUACUGUGUAAAGAUCAUCCGAUGGUUAGAAUGUGGGGGUCACAUUGAACAUGAGUUUAGGAUGAAAUUCCUGACUUGGUUUAGCCUUAGAUCAACUGAGCAGGAGCGUAGGGUGGUAAACACCUUUAUUCAGACUCUGAUUGAUGACCCAAGUUGCUUAGCAGGGCAGUUGGUUGACUCCUUUCUAGAUAUCAUUUCCAGCAAGAGGCCACGUAAUGGUUUCUGUAGUAAGCUUUGGCACUGAAUCAAGGGAACAACUAAAUGAAUGACAUUGCUAUUUGCAUUGUUUAUAUGCUCCCCUGAGGUAGACUCUUGAUUGCCAUUGUUUCUCUAUGUACAGGCAUUUUAUGUUUAUCUUAGGAAGCUAUCAUUUUAACUGGGGGAAGUCUGUCAAGCUGGAGAUUUCACGAAAGAGGGCCUUGAACCAGAGAUUUUGUUUUGGAGAAGGUGCUCUAUAUUGUUUCCCACGCUCAUUGACAAAUUGAAGCAGUGGAAUUAUUUCAAUCAUAUGGGACUCAGAUCCUGUUAUUCUUGCUCUUUGACUCUUAUUAACUUAUUCACAGAUUAGUAUAUUAAUGGAUUAUGGGGAGUUGAUAUACUUUGCAUUAGAGAUAUAUUUAUAUAUUCCCCAUAACGGGCCACUCUUUUUUA
This is a messenger RNA of Nelumbo nucifera (sacred lotus), 3064 nucleotides long. Lineage: Eukaryota; Viridiplantae; Streptophyta; Magnoliopsida; Proteales; Nelumbonaceae. The record is from RefSeq and is a predicted model, not a curated record.